AUGUGUGUCACUUGGUUGUCCACUGGCUACAUGGCUCCGCAUCAGUACUCAAAUCAAUACAUCAAGGUCCGGGUUUGGCUGGCUGAUUCCGGGCAGGGCAAAGUCGUAGUGUUAAAAGAUAUUAUAUUAAUUACUUUCAUGUCGUCUGCAAGGGUUCGCCUUGCGGGUAUAGUGUUGUCGUCAAAUAAAACCAAUACGUGCCGUCAUUCAUCAUCAUGUCCCGGUGCUCGCAAACAAUCCCAUGCAUUCCAAAUCACGCAUGCUCACCACAACAUCGAGGGCAACGAAAGCAACAAUCUCCAAGCUCGAAAUCUAAACCAGUGCGGUCUUUCCCGUUUUGUGUCCGAAUGCUAG
This is a messenger RNA of Pochonia chlamydosporia 170, 354 nucleotides long. RefSeq lists its product as hypothetical. NCBI's taxonomy places the organism in Eukaryota, Fungi, Ascomycota, Sordariomycetes, Hypocreales, Clavicipitaceae. The coding region runs from base 1 to 354 and encodes 117 amino acids. The transcript has a single exon. The record is from RefSeq and is a predicted model, not a curated record.